Messenger RNA from Funneliformis geosporum, 147 nucleotides. The record is from the annotation of a GenBank genome assembly. Lineage: Eukaryota; Fungi; Glomeromycota; Glomeromycetes; Glomerales; Glomeraceae.
AUGGUAUUACUAGAGCUUUUAAAAGAUAUUGCUACAGCUAUAGACUGUGUUAAAUUAUAUAUUGAUGGAAAUAGAUCAUUUGACCCCAAAAAUACCUUGAAUGAUAUACGAAUAAUAUUAACAACUAUUCGUACCCAUAUGCAAAGG